Molecule: messenger RNA, 6665 nt
Organism: Pelmatolapia mariae (spotted tilapia)
Lineage: Eukaryota; Metazoa; Chordata; Actinopteri; Cichliformes; Cichlidae
Gene: abcc3
Product: ATP-binding cassette, sub-family C (CFTR/MRP), member 3
Exons: 32
Coding region: 302-4957 (1551 amino acids)
Biological process (GO): transmembrane transport
Cellular component (GO): membrane
Molecular function (GO): ATP binding; ABC-type transporter activity; ATP hydrolysis activity
Source: RefSeq, a predicted model, not a curated record
CACGAAAACCUCCAGCGAACUACUUCUUGAGCUGACUCUGGAUGAGUUCUCUCGCGGCAGUGCGGAAGUACCAGAGCAGUACUGCGCGAGUCGGUCCACGCUGUGAAGAGAGAGGGGGGCGCGAUACAGACACCCGAACCAACUCCGCUACACUGUACUCGUAUGUGUGGCAUGUGACGGUUAGAGGGCGUCCAGUUACGAGAAGGAACAGGAAAGCAGGUCGUUUGGCUACAAAGAGCUCGACCUGUAGAAGGUGCACGCAGAGCUCUCCGGUGGUUCCCCGGCUCCCGCUGUGACCGAGAUGGAGCGGUUGUGCGGACCAAAGCUUCCCUUCUGGGUAUCCAAUCGGACAUUUAAUUCAAGUUGGCCUGACCUCCCAGAGUGUUUUCAGCUUUCUGUUCUCUCAUGGGUGCAGUGCAUCUAUCUGUGGGCUGUCAGCCCAAUCUACAUCUUCUGUCUCAAGAAGAACAAGAAAGGAUACAUCAUGAUGUCACUUUUGAACAGGUUCAAGACGGCAUUUGGCUUUUUGCUGUGGAUUGUGUGCUGGACAGAUCUUUUCUACACAUUGCACGAGGGCAAUCAGCCGCCCAUCUACUAUGUAACCCCACUCGUGCUUGGCAUGACCAUGCUGUUGGCCACGUUUCUGAUCCAGUUUGAGAGGUUACGCGGGGUCCAGUCCUCGGGGGUCCUCUUCAUCUUUUGGUUGCUGUGUUUGCUGUGUGCCACCGUGCCUUUCCGCUCCAAGAUCCUACAGGCUUCCAGCCAGGGCGAAGUCACAGAUAAGCUGCGGUUCACCACAUUCUACUUCUACUUCAGCAUGGUGGUCUGUGAGUUCAUUCUCUGCUGCUUCAACGAGAAACCUCCUCUCUUCUCCAAUGUUGUCACUGACCCUAAUCCUUGCCCUGAAGCUACAGCAGGUUUUCUCUCAAAGAUCACUUUUUGGUGGUUCACAAGUAUGGCUGUAAAAGGCUACAAAAUGCCCCUGGAGGCCAAAGACCUGUGGUCUCUGAACAAGCGCGAUAGCUCCAAAGUCAUGGUGCCCAGGCUCCUUAAUGAGUGGGAGAAGGAGGAGGCCAAGGCAAAAUUAAGGAUCCAGGUUUGCAGAGGGAAUCUGAAUGAAGAGAGUGUGGCUAGCCAGGCUACGUACGCUAAGCCCCCGCCGUCAACCACCAACCACAUCUCAGGAGGAGGAGGAGAAGGCGAAAGCAGCCCAGAGGAAGUAGAGGUGCUGCUGUCCAGUAAGAAAGUUGCGCACCAGCCAUCCUUCCUUCGCGCCCUCGUCAAGGCCUUUGGACCCUACUUUCUGAUUGGCUCAGGCUACAAGCUCCUGCAGGAUAUCAUCACCUUUGUCAACCCACAGCUCCUGAAGAUGCUGAUCUUGUUCAUUAAAGCAAAAGAUGUUCCUAAUUGGUGGGGGUACACGCUGGCCUGCCUUAUGUUCUUCACGGCCCUGCUGCAAACCCUCAUACUCCACCAUCAAUUUCAGUACUGUUUUGUCACUGGCAUGAAUGUGCGCACUGCUGUCAUCGGAGCUAUCUACAGGAAGGCACUAGUGAUAACUAAUGCAGCCAAGCGUUCAUCUACUGUGGGAGAGAUAGUCAACCUGAUGUCUGUGGAUGCGCAGAGGUUCAUGGAUCUGACCACCUUCCUUAACAUGCUGUGGUCUGCCCCUCUUCAGAUUAUGCUGGCACUAUAUUUCCUCUGGCAGAUCCUCGGUCCAUCUGUGCUUGCUGGGGUGGCUGUUAUGAUCAUGCUGAUCCCUUUUAAUGCAUUUAUCGCUAUGAAGACUCGAGCCUAUCAGGUGGAGCAGAUGCAGCACAAAGAUGCUCGUAUCAAGCUGAUGAACGAGAUCCUGAACGGCAUCAAAGUCCUCAAGCUGUACGCGUGGGAGAACUCCUUCAAAGAAAAGGUCCUGGCCAUUCGGCAAAAGGAGCUUAUCGUGCUACGCAAGACGGCCUACCUCGGAGCACUGUCCACCAUGGCCUGGACCAGUGCGCCUUUCCUGGUUGCCUUGACAACAUUUGCCGUGUAUGUAACUGUGGAUGAAAAAAACAUCCUGGAUGCGGAGACGGCCUUCGUGUCGAUCUCGCUUUUUAACAUCCUUAGGUUUCCCCUCAACAUGCUUCCCCAAGUCAUCAGCAGCCUGGUACAGGCGAGCGUCUCAUUGAAGCGAGUCCAAAAUUUCCUGAGUCAUGAUGAGCUGGAUCCAGAUUCCGUAAACAGGAACAACACAGUCACAGAGUUUGCAGUCACGGUUGUCAAUGGGAAAUUCACGUGGGGCAAAGACGACGCUCCUGUUCUACACAAUAUUAACGUGAUGGUGCCCCAGGGCUCCCUGCUGGCUGUGGUGGGCCAUGUUGGCUGUGGGAAGUCUUCCCUGAUCUCAGCAUUACUGGGUGACAUGGAAAAAGUGGAGGGAGAGGUUUCUGUUCGGGGGUCAGUGGCUUAUGUACCUCAGCAGGCCUGGAUACAGAACGCCACCCUGCGGGACAACAUCCUGUUCGGGAAUCCGUACAAUGAGCAGAAAUACAAUUCUGUCCUGGAAGCGUGCGCCUUAACCCCAGACUUGCAGGUGCUGCCUGGAGGAGACAUGACUGAGAUAGGAGAGAAGGGCAUCAAUCUGUCUGGUGGUCAGAGACAGAGGGUGAGCCUGGCUCGAGCUCUGUACAGUGAUGCUGAUGUCUAUCUGUUGGAUGAUCCGCUGUCCGCGGUGGACGCCCACGUGUCCAAACACAUCUUUGACAACCUGAUCGGCCCAGAAGGGGCUCUGAAGGGCAAGACACGCAUCCUGGUGACACAUGGCAUCAGCUUCCUGCCUCAAGUGGAUAAUAUAAUGGUGAUGGUGGAUGGCCGGGUGUCAGAGAUGGGCUCCUAUCAGGAUCUCCUCAAGCAGAACGGAGCAUUCGCCGAGUUCCUCAGAAAUUAUGCCCUGGAGGAUAUUAUAGAGGAGGAUGAGGCUGGCGAUGAGAUCAUGGAAGAUGACGAAUUGUUCCCCGAUGACGCCCUUAGCAACCACACAGACAUGGUGGACAGUGAACCAAUGAUCAAUGAAGCAAAAAGAAGUUUUAUAAGGCAGAUGAGCAUUAUGUCCUCAGACGGAGAGAACCCCAGGUCCCGUUCAGUAAGGAGACAUGGCUGCAGCCAGCGAAAACAUUCAGAGUCGCAAGACAAGAAGAAACCGCGCGAGAUGGAGAAACUCAUCCAGGCAGAAACGGCAGAAACCGGCCAGGUGAAAGGAAAGGUGUACCUGGAGUACGUCAAGGCAGUCGGACCACUGCUGUCAGUGGUCAUCUGCUUCCUGUACGGCUGUCAGAGCGCUGCCUCCAUCGGAACAAACAUCUGGCUCAGCGAGUGGACCAACGACGCCGUGACGAAUAGCACCACGGAAAAUGUUCAGAUGAGGGUGGGGGUGUACGCGGCACUGGGGUUUGCACAAGGUAUCCUGAUCAUGAUUGCUUCCUUCACAUUAGCCAUGGGGAACAUCGGUGCAGCCAAGAAGCUGCACGUUAACCUGCUCACCAACAAAUUCCACACGCCCCAGUCUUUCUUUGACACCACCCCUAUAGGACGCAUCAUCAACCGCUUCUCCAAGGACAUCUACGUGAUAGAUGAGGCUCUGCCGUCCACUGUGCUCAUGUUCCUGGGCACAUUCUUCGUUUCUCUCUCCACUAUAUUAGUUAUUGUUUCCAGCACACCCAUUUUUGCUGUUGUCAUAGUGCCCCUGGCUGUCAUAUACGUCUUUGUCCAGAGAUUUUACGUUGCCACGUCUCGGCAGCUAAAGCGUCUGGAGUCGGUCAGCCGCUCUCCCAUAUACUCCCAUUUCUCUGAGACCAUCACUGGCUGUAGUGUAAUCCGAGCAUAUGGCAGGCACUCUGCCUUUGUUCUGAUGAGUGAUAUCAAAGUGGAUGAGAACCAAAAGAGUUACUACCCUGGUAUAGUGUCAAACAGGUGGCUCGGAGUGCGAAUUGAGUUCAUUGGAAACUGCAUUGUGUUGUUUGCUGGCCUGUUUGCGGUGACAGGAAAGGACAGUCUUAGUCCCGGUCUCGUGGGUCUGUCGGUGUCCUAUGCUCUACAGGUGACCAUGUCUUUGAACUGGAUGGUGCGGAUGACUUCAGAACUGGAGAACAACAUAGUAGCAGUGGAGAGAGUGAAGGAGUACUCUGAGACCAAGACAGAGGCCCCCUGGGAGGUGGAGGACAAGAAGCCCCCACCUGAAUGGCCCAUGCAGGGGAAUGUGGAGUUCCACGACUACAGCGUUCGGUACCGAGAGGGACUGGACCUCGUUCUGAAGGACAUCACACUAAAAGUCAAGGGAGGAGAGAAGAUCGGUAUCGUGGGUCGUACGGGGGCUGGCAAGUCUUCGAUGACGCUCUGCCUCUUCAGAUUGCUGGAAGCUGCGGGAGGCGAGAUCAGCAUCGACAACGUGAAGAUAUCAGAGAUAGGCCUGCACGACCUGCGGUCUAAACUCACCAUCAUUCCACAGGAGCCUGUGCUGUUCUCUGGGACACUGAGGAUGAACCUGGACCCUUUUGAGAAGUACAGCGAUGAAGAGGUGUGGAAAGCCCUGGAACAUUCUCACCUCCAGAAGUUUGUCAGUAACCAGGCAGCAAAACUGGACCUAGAAUGUUCAGAGGGAGGAGAGAACCUCAGUGUGGGCCAGAGGCAGCUAGUGUGUUUAGCUCGAGCCCUCUUGAGGAAGACCAGGAUCCUCAUCCUGGAUGAAGCUACUGCUGCUAUCGACUUGGAGACAGAUGACCUCAUCCAAUCCACCAUCAGGACUCAGUUUGAAGACUGCACUGUCUUCACCAUUGCACACAGACUCAACACAAUAAUGGAUUAUACAAGAGUGCUGGUGUUGGACAAGGGACGGAUAGCUGAGUUUGAUACUCCUACAAACCUUAUAUCUAAGAGAGGAAUCUUCUACGGCAUGGCUAAAGAUGCAGGACUGGCACAGUAGAACUGCCUUUUUGUCCCGAUGUUGUAAACCGGAGUCUGGAAUUCAGCUCAGUUCACUUCAGUCUGAGUCUGUUUGAAACCUGGCAGUGGAACCGAAGAAUACUUUCUGUGUGCACUUGUUAUCAUUUUCAGGAACCUUAUUGCUCUCUUUGAAUGAAGCCUGAGCUCCUCUGCAGACUUGGGUCAUUUAGCACUUGCAAGUAGUUGCAGCGUCUGUCAAAAACACAUCAGGACAUAAACAAAUGUUUCAGUAGGAAGUUUCUGGCUCUGAUUGUCCUGCAAGUAAAAAAAGCCAUAAGUGCAAAUGUCAUUUGAGCCAAGUCUGCUCUCUAGUGCCUUCUGCCAGUGGGAUAAAGAAAGCCAGUGAAUGUAUCGUUUUCUAAUCGGCUCUCUGCUGCAAAACAAACAACACGACAACAAAAAAAGGAGGAACUUUUUUAAUUUCAUAUUUUCUACAAAGAAGAAUAAUGUGCCACUGUACCUUUCACAUGAGAAAAAAACCUACAUUUUUGUGAUAAACCCACUUAUUUUUGUACUGCACUAUUAUUUAAGCUACUUUUAAAGAAUUGUCUUAUCUAGGGAAGUGUGCUCAGUUACUUAUGUGAUUCUUCUGUGAACCAAAUCUAUAAAAACUUGAAUUAUGUACCACCAAAAUAUGAAAUAUGAAAAUGCCUUUAUAUAUAAAAAAGGAAGAACGAAAUUGUUGUGCUGUCUUUAAAUGGUGCUGGGGUAUAAAACCUUCUGAUUUUUGUUUCUGCUUAUUGAAGUCAUGUUUCCAGAUGGGAUUGUCAUUUGCAUGCCAAAGGGUCAAAUAUGAUAUGACUUUAACAUUUUACAAUCAAGAUAUUUGCUUUUUAUGUUAAAGAGGCUGCUUGGGGUUUAUUUUGUUAUGUCUGAUUUAAAAAAAAAUGCUGCCUUUCAAAAAAUGCUGUUUUUCCACUUGGGUGUGGAACCUUUAUCCUAGAUGGGUUGCUGUGACCUCGUGGAUGCUAAGAGAUUAAUGUGCUCUGUUGUUAGUUUGGGCACAUAACAGGUUUGUUGUAAACUGGUUAUUCUAGCUCAGGUGUGUCAAACAUAAGACCCAAAGUCCAGAGGACUAUAUUAACUAUAUUUUCUUAAGAGCCACCCCAACCCUAUCUGCAGUUUUACCCAUAUAUUUCUUACAAGUCCAAAGAGCCUUUCUGAACUUCUUUCAUUUUCUACAGCAACUUCUCUGUGAUGCAGAAAAACUGAGUUAUAGAGGGCCUUAAUUUGUGCAGCUAAAGUUCUUUACACUAACUGGGAAGGGAAGCUUCACUGGUUGUGGCGACAGUUGUCAUUUGGCGCUAUGGAAAUGAAUAAAUUGGUCCAACCCACUUAAGGUCAAAGUGGGCUGCAUGUGGCUGAGAUGAGUUUGACAUCCCUCCACUAACCCAAUACUGAAACUGAAUGGCUUGUUGGAAGAUUGACUUGUUUUUUGUUUAUCUGAAAAAUGUAUUUAGAAUUACUCAUAUUUUAAGUCCAGACAAUCCUGCUUACCAAGUCUAAAAUGUCACACAUUCAUAUCAAGUGUUCUUGUUGUUGGUUGCAAGUCGUCACAUACUCACAACACUGAAGAACAUUUCAUAACAGAAACACCACAACAACAGAAAAACCUGAAGAAAAUAAAACAUAAUGCAUAUCUGAAAGGUUACCAUCAUCUUUUGGGACAUUUGUCAUAAAGAUUUAAU